Molecule: messenger RNA, 2811 nt
Organism: Siniperca chuatsi (mandarin fish)
Lineage: Eukaryota; Metazoa; Chordata; Actinopteri; Centrarchiformes; Sinipercidae
Gene: zbtb22a
Product: zinc finger and BTB domain containing 22a
Exons: 4
Coding region: 251-2350 (699 amino acids)
Biological process (GO): regulation of transcription by RNA polymerase II
Molecular function (GO): DNA-binding transcription factor activity, RNA polymerase II-specific; RNA polymerase II cis-regulatory region sequence-specific DNA binding; protein binding
Source: RefSeq, a predicted model, not a curated record
GUGUGUGUGUGUGUGUGUGUGUGUGUGUGUCAGAGAGAGAGAGAGGAUGUUGAUGCUGUUUUGUCAACCAGCUAGCAUCAGCUACGCCUACGGGCAAGCUGCUGUUAGCAUUUACUAGCUUGCUCAUUUUACACAAACAAGCGAUGCUACUUCGUAUCUGGAAUGCACGAAUAAUAAUGUUGUGUUGCAAAUAGCCAGCGACGUUCCCUAUAAAAGUAAAAAGCUCGGCAUACCAAAGUUUUGUGUGACCAUGGAUCCCAUCUGCAGCGUUUCUGCUGCUCCAGCUGGUUUGACUGUCCAGGUGUGUUUCCCUGGGGCCCGUGCCGCUGUUUUGGACAAUCUGAACCGCCAGCGGGAAGAGGGCAGGCUGUGUGACCUCUCCAUCCAGGUGCAAGGUCAAGUGUUCAGGGCCCACCGCUGUGUGCUCGCUGCAUCCUCGCCUUACUUUCAUGACCAGGUGUUACUGAAGAAUGUUACAACUGUUUCUCUACCCUCGGUUAUGGACCCAGUGGCGUUUGAGAGUGUCCUGAGUUCUGCCUACACAGGCCAACUGAGCAUCGUGCACGACGACAUUGUUAACUACGUCACUGUGGCCAGUUUCCUCCAGAUGUGGCACAUCGUGGACAAAUGCACUGAGAUCCUGAAACGGCCCCGGCCCCCGGAAGUCACUCCUGGAGAGGCCGCUGCAGCUCACCCGGGCACUGCAUCUCGCCAGCAGUCCCCAAGCAGCACAGACUGCUUAUAUCUGGAAAGGGAGGGAAGACGGAAAGAGAGGAAGCCCGAUGCCUUGCCCCCCUUAGCUACAUGGAGGCGCCCGCAACAGUUUCCUAGAUGGGGGCGCCCACGGCCCUCAUCAGCCCAGCACUUAGCAGACUCUCAACUGGACACUCUCCCUGGCUAUGCAGAGAGUGAUUACGCCAGCUGUGAGGAGGCAUGGGUAUCAAGCCAUGCCAAAACUAGUCACUUUGCUCAUGAUGGACCUGGUCACAAUACCCGGCACCAUGGGGGGUUCCCUAGUGGUGAAGUUUUAAAGCAGAAAGUCAGGUUUCAACAGCGGGGAGCACCACCGAGCACUGAUAGACUGCUUGAUAAGAAUAGAGAGAGCGGGGACAGUGAUGAAACACGAGAGAAGAGAAAGAACGAGAAAAGAGAGAUUGAGGCAGAUGAGGGAGUAGGAGAAGAGGCGGUGGAGAAGAAGGAAAGCUUUGCUCAAAUGGGACACUGUGGCUUCCACCCAAUUUCAAAUGACAAUGAAGGUGCCGGACAAGCUACGGGGAAGGCAAAUGUGGAGGAGAUAAAGGAAAAAUUGCAGAGAAAUUUGGUAGGAAGUGAUCUCUCCUCAGGCCCGCCCAGUGUUCAUGCUUGCCAAACAGGGGAAGGAGUUCCAGGCCCUUCCUGUCCAGCUUCUGCCCGGCCGCAGUGGCAGACAGGUCCCUGGUCUCAACAAGAGCAAAGGCUGCAGGAAGGAGAGGGUGGCAGCUACAGUAAAGACGAAGAUGAAGAUGAGGAGGAGGAGGAGGAGGAUGUGGACUUUGAAUGUUUCACAGAAGGGAACUUUAGCAGAGACACAUAUGAUGAGAUUGAAGAUGGCACAGGACAGGUUUCCCAGAGGCCUUUAGUGCCUGCGUCUCCUGACUUCACCAUGGCAGGCUCAGAGGUGAACUGGCCCUCCACCAGUGUGGGACAGGGUGGCUUGUUGACCCCUACCUCAAAUCGCCAUUUGUCUCCAUCCUCUGCUACAUUUCCACCACCCUCUUCACCCCCAACCCCGUCUUCGUCAUCCUCAGUGUCCCUCGCUGGCGCCCCCUACACGGGCAAAGUACAUUUCUGCCACUGCGGCAAAGCCUACACCCUGAAGAGUAUGCGUGACCGGCACGUGAAGAUGCAGCACCUCAAUCUACGGCCCUUCGGCUGUCCUGUUUGCACAAAGUCCUUCAAGAUGAAGCACCAUCUAACCAAGCACCUUAAGACUCAUGGAGGGCUGCGGCCCUACGAGUGUGGCCUGUGUGGGAAGAAAGUCAUCUGGAGAGACAGCUUCCUCAGGCAUCAGGCCCGAUGUGAGAGACUUGCCUCCAGCUCUUCAGUUAACCGCAACAAUGCAAGCACAGCAGCAGCGGAUAUGGACGACAGCUACAAUUAUGGAUUUGAAGACGGGGAGGCUUUUCUCGCAACGGGAGGACAAGUGAAAGUUGAGGAGGUGGAUUUUCAUGGGGAUAUGGAAGACGGGGUGGGUGGCCUGUUGGGCAGUGUGUCUGGGAUUGUGGAGGAGCUAAGAACUCAGUCACAAAAUUUGGACACCGGUAGUCAUGUUUUUAAAGAGGAGGCGAGCGAGAGCUUUAGCGGAAAUUAAAUGUUGAUGUGAAACAUAGGUUUACAGCACUUAAACUGUAUGUACAUAAAUACAUACAAGAAGGACAGUGAAACAUGAUGACUUGAAAAGUCGACGGACACAAAUCAUCGAAGGCUUCUUUUUUUAUGUGCAUUCUUUUCAUGUCAUGGGUAUUUUGGAAAAAUAGGAACAAUCAUAUGCUUCAUUCAAGUGAUUCUUUUUCAUUUGUGCAGUGCCAUGGAGGCCCAGUUCUUGUUUAGUGAUGCUGUCAACUGUAUAUCAGUAACAAGCCGUGUUGUGAAUGUACUUCUUGAGCCCAAAUUAAAGUUAAUUUUGCACAUAAAUGAUUUGCCACUGGUCUGCAUUAUAAAAUAAAUACAAGGUUAUAAAAAUGUUUUCUGUGCCAUAUUGAUGUCUCUUCUACUAUGUAAAGGAAAUAAAUCUUGCUAUAUAUGGUAAUAAAACAGUUUUGAUUUUUCUGA